GGUAGUUUAGGGAGCUGAUAGUCUCAUUAUAUUAGUAGUUACUAAAACAUUAAAGUAUAAGUUCCACUAUCUAGGUUGCCUAGUUAGUUAACUACGAUAAAGUUAAAGAUAUGGGGCUUUCUAGACUUAAAGACGUCCAUAGGUCAAAAGAUGUUGGAGUGCUUGAAUUGAAGUCAUGACGUAUAAAUUAUAGAAUAGCCCGUUCUUCUAGAACGUCCCUAAUGAGUCUCAUUGACUUCGUCUGAAGACCUCUAAAUUCUAACAUUCUCUCACCACUAAAUACUAGAUGAAAAUGAUGCCCAGACUUCAACAGAAUCUAUAUCGAGCUAGUCGGAAUUUGACUUACCUUAGGGGUAGAAUCAUUCCUAACCAACCCCUCUACGCACCAUUCACGACAUGUCCAGUACGUUUCAAAGUGGUGGUAGAUCAAACGAAGAAAUCAAACGACCCCGAAGAGGAACUGAAGGAAGAACAUCACAAACAGGCAACAAAGGCAACAUCAGGAAAAGACAGAGACCACCCUGCCAAGCAGCCAGAUCCGCAACCGAGCCCUAGCAAGUCUACAGGUAUUAGAACCGAAGGUCCCGGGUCGAAAGCUGGAGAAGGACCAGACCCGGAUGUACAUAAAGAGAAGGCAGCUGGAGCAGGUCAGCAUACUGGAUAGCUGAGAAUCAUUAGUCCUGCAGCUACUAGGUUAGCCUAUUUACUAAUAUAACCAUAAAAGAAGUCAAAGUACUUUAUUCAACACGUUCUAGAAAUAUUCGGGAGAUACG
Molecule: messenger RNA, 773 nt
Organism: Daldinia decipiens
Lineage: Eukaryota; Fungi; Ascomycota; Sordariomycetes; Xylariales; Hypoxylaceae
Exons: 1
Coding region: 287-664 (125 amino acids)
Source: RefSeq, a predicted model, not a curated record